UGUUUGCAUCAUUCUGAAGACAGGGUUUGGACUCCUCCGAGUUUCAGGCUUCUGAAGACAAUCUGGCUUUAUGAAAGCUUUUUAACUUCUGAUAUAGAAGAAUGCUCCUGUAUUUAAAUGUUUGGGCAGAUCAUUUUCCUGAUUCUUCACCAUGCUAAACAUAUUGGGGUCAUCCAGAAAGCUAAACGCGUUCAAUGCAGAAUCCAGUGCUGUGCUUGUAAAGGCAUGUUAAUAAACAUGUUUACAGAGCAUCGAUCAUGUAGACUCGGCUAGCCUAAGCAUGUGCUGUGCAUUAUUCAAUAUAUAGAAAUACACUUUUUUUUUUUCCCAAACGUGAAGGUCUUGCGUUACAUGAACGGAUUCUAUUGCUGAUAUCUGCGAAUGCAGCUAAGCGCCUUCUCCUACUCUCGCAGAGUUUUCUAUUCGUAUUUCACUAUACGACCAUUUGAACUGAAAACACAGAAUCAAACACAUUAAAAAAAAAAAAAAAAAAAAACCCACGCCUCCCACACGAUAACGUCACCGGAAACAAAAACAAACCGUUUUCCCGUCCCACGUUGAUGACAGCCCCGGAGCGCCUCUUGUCUCCAGCGAGGACGCAGAAGGAGCUGGUUUUGCAGAAGAGAGAUUUACAGCAACGAGAUCCAUCAAAACUAGAAAAAAAAAAAAAAAAAAGCGGAUUGUAUAGUAAGAUCGAGGUUGCACAAGAGACUACAGCGAAGAUGGCGGUCAAGAUAGGAGAGGACCGUUUGAAGGAGAUGGAGGCUGAGAUGGCUCUGUUUGAGCAGGAGGUGCUGGGUGCGCCAGUCUCGGGGCCCUCAGUCACAGAUGAGGUGGAGGUGGAGGUGGAGGCGGAGCCGGAGGCGGGGCCUGUAGCCGUCGCCAUGCCAGCAGAACCCGUGAUCCGGGCCAUCAUAGGAACCAACACCUACAGACAGGUCCAGCAGAGCUUGGAAGCCAGAGCCACUGCCUUCGUUGUGCCGCCCCCCAGUGCUUUUGUAGGACCAGGAAUUCCUCCCCCGCCUCCCUCUGUCAUGAGACCAGCAUUCGUACCACACAUCCUCCAGAGACCAGGCGGGCACAGAAUGCCCAUGAUGCGUGGCCCCCCUCCUCAGUCAAUGGUGGCCCCCCCCAUGCCCAGACCUCCUCCGCCUCCCCCCAUGAUGAUGAGACCCCCCAUGCCUGGACCGCCACAGCAUCACAUGGGACAUAUGGGGAACAUGGGCACUAUGGGACCAAUGUUACCGGGGGGUGGUAUGACGCACAUGGUUCCUGUGCCCAGGCCGGUGAUGCAGGCCCCUCCUAAGAUGAGCCCCACUGUGAUCCAGGCGGCCCCCACAGUCUACACCGCUGCGCCCGUCAGCAGGAAGCAGGAAGGCCGCAAUGCAGCCCGCCAGGCCCGUGUGGAGGAGCUGUUGGCGUCGGUGGCGCAGCAGCAGGCAGCGUUGGCGGCAGCAGCGGUGCUGAUGGAAGAGAAGGAGGCCUCCGCUGCGCUGGACGAGUCGGUGAUCGGACCCAGCAUGCCUGAGCAGGAGCCUGUGCACGCUGAGGCACUAGAGGGCAGCAGUGCGGAGGACAGGAAGAAGAACAAGCAGGAGAAGGUGAAGCGCUGCAUUCGCACUGCGGCCGGGACGUCCUGGGAGGACCAGAGUCUCCUGGAGUGGGACACGGAUGAUUUCCGGAUCUUCUGCGGUGACCUGGGUAACGAGGUGAACGAUGACAUCCUGACCCGGGCGUUCGGACGCUACCCCUCCUUCCUCAAAGCCAAGGUGGUUCGGGACAAGCGCACAGGCAAGACCAAGGGCUACGGCUUUGUGAGCUUCAAGGACCCCAACGACUACGUGCGUGCCAUGCGGGAGAUGAACGGUAAAUACGUGGGCAGUCGCCCCAUCAAACUGAGAAAGAGCAUGUGGAAGGACCGGAACAUCGAGGUCGUGCGGAAGAAACAGAAAGAUAAGAAGAAGCUGGGACUGAGAUAAGGGAGGGAGGGUCUGUGUGUUGGGAGGGGGAGUCCACUGUCACUUACUUAGAGAGGUGAAAUCUGCAAAGGGGGUAGAUUUAAGGGGAAAAAAAAAAAAGUUAACAAUAUGACUCCAAACAACAUAGACAGUCAUUCUAAUUACUUAUGAAGCGACUUGUUGCUGAGAAAGUGUUACAAGAAAAAUCUCCCUGUUCUGACCGGGUUUUCUCAGACCGGUUACCUAUUGAUUGUAUUGACAGGUUAUUUGUUUUCUCCCAAGUCGCCACUAGAUGGCAGUAAAGCCCAAGCUGUUUGUUUUUAGUAUUCACAGUUAUCUGUGACAUCGCAAAUAACUUUAAACCAUUUAUUAUUUUUUUCAAUUGGUUUUCUACCAGACUAUAAUAAAACUUGAUUAGCUUUACAGUUGUUCUCUGUGUGGUGAAGUAUGUCUCUAAUUCUCUAUUUCUUUUUUGUAAUAAAAACAC
Polyodon spathula (Mississippi paddlefish) is the source of this 2445-nucleotide messenger RNA. RefSeq names its product RNA-binding protein 42-like. Lineage: Eukaryota; Metazoa; Chordata; Actinopteri; Acipenseriformes; Polyodontidae. Gene Ontology annotation, molecular function: mRNA binding. The coding region runs from base 561 to 1979 and encodes 472 amino acids. The record is from RefSeq and is a predicted model, not a curated record. The transcript has 11 exons.